UUUUUUUUUUUUUUUUUUUUUUUUGUUCCUGCUGUUGUUUGACAGUCUAUGAUCAAGGGUUUGGAAAAACCUGGGGAGCAAUCAGAUGAUUACGCUGAUGCUAUGGCUGCUCAGGUGCGUCGAUUGGCAAUGGAAGUGAGGCAAUUGGCCUCAUCACGGCAGAUAACUGUUUUGAAUGGGGGGGAUUCUGGAGGUAAGUUAACCUCUUACAUAGCUCCAGCUGCUGCCGUAGGGGUAUUGGGUUAUGGUUACAUGUGGUGGAAGGGUAUUUCAUACAAGGAUCUUUUGUGGGUAACAAAGCGCAAUAUGGCUGCUGCUGUUGAGAACUUGACCAAGCAUCUGGAAUCUGUGUCAGACGCUUUAUCUGCUGCAAAGAAGCAUUUGACUCAACGAAUUCAAAACCUAGAUGAUAAAAUGGAAACACAAAAGGAGAUCUCAAGAAAUAUUCAAGCAAGGGUGGAGGCAACCAACAAUACUCUUUGUGAUGCUAAAUAUCAUUUGGAUGAGCUGCAUGAUUUGCUUUUUGGUUUGGAUGGGAGAAUGGACAUAAUGGAAAAGAAGCAGGAUUUUGCAAAUAGAGGGGUCAAUUUCCUGGUCCAAAUGUUUGGUGGGAAGAGCAUUCAAAUGCCUGAUGAUCUGCAGGAACAGCUUAGACUUGUUGGUAACUCCCGUAAUUUACUCAAACAUUCUGGGACUCCAUCUGUGAAGGGUCUGAAAGAUAUUGUUGAUACUUUAAGUGAAAGUAUCACUGAUUCUGGGGCAGAUGCUGUUGCGCACGACGGAAUUGACAGUUUGGACAAGAGGCAAAACUCCCUGCGAAGGUUUGAACUUCUUGCUUAUUUUUCGCAUCCAAAAUCCUAAGUCUUUUUUUUUUUAAGUGGUCUACCAAAAAUCUUAGCUAGCUUGCCAUAACCAAAGUGAGAUUGAUAAUAAUACUUUUUAAAGCUAAAUGAGGGCAAUUUCAGCGAGAUGAUUAAAGAAAGCUGUUACUUUGAGUAUGCCUUUGACAUGAUUUACGUGUAAUAAAGCAAGCAUAUAAGGUUUGAAGUAAAUUGACCAUGGGAUGUUGGUUAAACAUCACAAUUUUUUUUUCAUUUCAUCAGUUCACUUUAAGUUUGAUCUUGUUUCCUCGUAAUUUUCUAGAUUAGACUCGUAAUUGAUAGUUGAUACCCGCUAGUUUCUUGUAUGAAGUUGAUAUACAAAGACAAAAUGACAUGCUGGUUUGAAUAAGAUGCAGCAAAACUGUGUAAUUGAUAAAAUUUUAGUUUUUUAUUUGUAAAUCAUAUUUAAAUAAUGCAAUAACAAAUUU
This is a messenger RNA of Rubroshorea leprosula, 1309 nucleotides long. The record is from the annotation of a GenBank genome assembly. NCBI's taxonomy places the organism in Eukaryota, Viridiplantae, Streptophyta, Magnoliopsida, Malvales, Dipterocarpaceae.